AUGGCCGCGGAGCAGGCCCAGCUUUGCUGCGCCACCGACAGCGGCGGCGCCAGCGCCAGCAAGCGCGACGCCGCCAUGCCGGUGGCGGUGGCCGUGUCCCUUUGCCUCCUCCACGACGCGCUCGGCGUCGCGCUGUUCCUCGCCUCCCACCCGCUCCACACCGUCUACCUCCUCUUCUUCGCGUGCCUCGUGGCGCUAGCGGCCUUCUUCUGGCCUCUCCUCGUCUCCACGUCGCUCCUCCUCGCCGUGCUCGCCACCGUCGGGCCGUAUGUCGCCGGCGCCGGCGCUGGCGACUGGCCCCGCGGGGUCAGAUCGUCCCUCGGCAGGACCUGCGGCAUUGCCGUCGCCGCGCUCUGCGCCGAGCUCCGGCCGCCCGACGGUGCCCCCGCGGGGCUGGUCGCGCAGCUCUGCUCCUUCGUCCUUGGCCCCACCGACGCUGCCUCCGUUCUCCACGUCGAGGAGAUCAUGGGUGAGCCCUGCAACGUUAUUAUUACAGCUUCUUGCUUUGUGCCUGAGGUUGAGGAGGAGCAGAGCUUGUUGUUAAUUGGUGGUGACGACUGCAAAGAGCCUGCAUUUGCGCUCCCUGUAAUGGAUUACAUUGGUGACAGAAGCUUCUUGGAUUAUGAGAGUUUCGGUGAUUUGAAGGACAGAAUCGAUGAGAAACUUGUUAUUUCCGAGGAUAUGAAGGGCUCUGAUCCUUUGGCUCAGCAGUGUUGCUUGCCCAGAGACACAUUAUUUCUGCAAGAAAUGGAAGCAGAGGAAGAAGAGAGCGCCAUUCAGGGGCAGGACUUGAUUUUGUCAGCCAGUGAUGAGGUCACCGAUGGUGUUGAGGAGAAGAGAUUGGAGUGUGACCCAGUGUCAGUAGAGAUCAAGAAAUCCGAGCCAGUGCAAGUAUUGGAGACCAGGAAAUCUGAGCCAUUGCAAGCAAUGGAGAUCACGGAAUUGGAGCCGUUGGAACCAAUGGAGGCCAAGGAACUGGAGAUCAAGAAAUUUGAGCCACUUCAUGCAAUUGAGAUCAAGAAAUGUGAGCCAGUGCAAGCAGUGCAGAUCAAGAAUUCUGAGCCUGCAGAACCACCUGAGGUCAAGGAAUGUGAGACAGUGCAAAAAGUACAGAUCAAGAAAUUUCAGCCCACACUGGAGAUCAAGAAGUCUGAGCCAGUUGAAUCAGUGGAGAUCAAGAAAAAUGAGCUGGUGAAACCACGUUCUUUGAUUGCCCAGCGCAUCAAACUAUGGGAAGCACAAGUAGUAUCUGGCAAUGCCAAUCCAUUUGUUGGGGACGGGGAGGAAAAUUCAGUGGAAUUCAGUUUGAAAAAUAAGUCAGCAGCCAAGUAUGGAAAGAAAUGCGUGCGGUUUGAGGCUGAUCCUUGUGCUGAGAAAUGCGGAAGUAAUCAGCAAGCUCAAAUUGCUGUUUCCACUCAAGAAUGUGUCGAACAACAGCAAGAGCAAGAGUUUAAGGAUGUCAAAGAGUAUAUGCACUGGGAGACCGAAGCUAGUGAUAAAUGCAGCCAAGACAUGAAGGCUGAAGAAAUCACUCCUGCUGUCGUCGCACAGGCUGAACAAGAGAUGCUGGAACAAGGCUGCAACGAUGUGCAACCUGAGCCAGAUUUGGAAGAGCUGGAGUACGAGAUGACGCAACCUGAACAAGAACUUGAUGAAAUGGAGGAGGUGUACAACGACGUGACACAAUCUCCAGCCAUGUGGAAUGAGAUGGAGAGUCCACUGAAGUCGACAUCGAUCACCGGCCGAGUGCACUCGCGGGCCUCGUCGGAGAACCUCCUCAGCGAGGGGUCGCCGUCGCGGAAGGACAAGGAGUGGAAGAGGACGCUGGCGUGCAAGCUCUAUGAGGAGCGCAUGCAGCUCAGGCUGUGCCGCGACAGUGCCGUGGUGGAGGGCAGCGACAACAUGGACAUGCUCUGGGAGGCCUACGAGGUGGGCAGCGGUGGUAACAAGGGCAGAGGCGGGAAGCGCAGUGGCAGCAAGGUGAAAGGCAGCACCGGCAAGGUUGAGGAUGCUGUUGAGGAAGGAGAGGAAGAGGAGGAGGACGACGACGACAACGAAGGUUCAGUGAGGCAGCUAUGCUGCCUGCAGGCCCUCAAGUUCUCCACCAGGAAGAUGAACUUUGGAGGCGGCAGGCCUAGCCUGUCCAAGAUCUCCAAGGUCCUAAAGAGGAUGACCGCAUUGUCGAGGAUGGGAUCGCGGCGCAAACAGUCUGAAUGA
Messenger RNA from Miscanthus lutarioriparius, 2217 nucleotides. NCBI's taxonomy places the organism in Eukaryota, Viridiplantae, Streptophyta, Magnoliopsida, Poales, Poaceae. The record is from the annotation of a GenBank genome assembly.